GUGAGAAGUGUGUGUGUGUGUGUGUGUUUCUCAAUUUAAAUGAGUGGAAAGACAGAAGGAACAUCAUCUUAUCAGAAGAGAGCACUCAAGAAUAACAGAAUUAUAUCUUCUGUUGUACAUUAUUCCGAUUCAAGAAAGAGCACUGGAGUUUCAGCAACAUUUACACCUGGAAAGAAAUCUAUCUAUAGGUCAUAUUUUAGGUGUGAUAAUAAUAACAAUGUCCACCGGUUCGCAGAGUGACGCCGACGAUGCACCAGAAACAUCGUUCACACGCCUGGAUUCUCACUCUGAAGAUGACUUUAACGAUGACGAAGGACUCAACACCAAACCUAAACAAGCGAACAUGCAAAAGCGAGUGAAAAGCCCCAAAGAUGGACGACAGACACAGCGUCACGCAGCAAACGCACGUGAAAGAGCGAGGAUGAGAGUCCUAGCCAAAGCCUUCUCACGCCUGAAGACGAGUUUACCCUGGGUUCCGGCAGACACCAAACUGUCCAAACUGGACACACUGAGACUCGCCUCGAGCUACAUUAAUCAUCUCAGACAGCUGCUGCAUGAGGACAAAUAUGAAAAGACCCUCGUCCAUCCAGUAAAUUUGUCAUGGCCUUUUGUGGUUUCAGGAAGACCAGAUGACACAAAAGAUAUUUCGACUUUCAGACUGUGCGGAGCUACAGCUUAGAUAUCCAUCAUUCUUUCCUCUGUUCUUUUUCCUUCUCGAUUCCUUUUUUAUUGAAAUGACAUAGACACCACGAUACGUACUGCCAAAACUCGGGUAUUUCUCUUUCUUUGCUGUAACUCUUUUUCAUUUUUUUUCUCUUUUUUUGUGCUAUACAAUGAGCCAGAAUUGAAAUAUACACAAUUUUCCUCGGCCACAUGUUUUGAUAUCUUUAGGAGAUCACUGGAGAUAUGAGGCUGUUCAGAAUCUCCAUCAGACUUACUCCUGUAAGACAUUGUAAAGGGACAAAAGGAUCUUGCAGAGCUAAAGAUAGUUGACAUUGAGAGGCAUGGCCUAAAAAUUAAAGGUGCAACUGUAUGCUGAAAGUAAUUGGUAUAUAAAAUAUUUGAAAUACAUGUUCAACUACUUCCUACAUCCUCAAAAUAAUAUCUUCUCCAAGACUUUUAAAUUACUUUUUUUUCCUGUUUCUUUCUCAUUCUUACUCUCAUUCUUUUUUCUUUAUUUUUUUAAUAUCCCAUAAGCACAAAGUGUGUGUGUGUGUGUGUGUGUGUGAAGUUCACUUCAUAGAUAACUAAAUUCAGACCUUCAUUUAGAGUGUGUUUGUUCAGUAUAAAUUCAUCACCGAACCUAGGAUGUUUUAUAUUUUGUGAACACUGUUUAUAUGUCACUGUGUGAAAUUAAAUAUCUAGUCUCUCUCUCACUCUUUUUUUUUUGUGUGAGAUGCUUGCAUUUUUUCCCCAGUUAAUAUGCAUGAUUUUUCACUGUUUAUUUAUAUAUAUAUUUUUUUUUUAAAGGUGUGAAAUGUCAGGAAUGAUUUGAAUUUUUUAAUCAUAUUGGACUCUAUUUUUC
This is a messenger RNA of Hemibagrus wyckioides, 1525 nucleotides long. RefSeq names its product transcription factor 21 (gene msc). The record is from RefSeq and is a predicted model, not a curated record. Gene Ontology annotation, molecular function: DNA-binding transcription factor activity, RNA polymerase II-specific; RNA polymerase II transcription regulatory region sequence-specific DNA binding; protein dimerization activity. The transcript has 3 exons. Lineage: Eukaryota; Metazoa; Chordata; Actinopteri; Siluriformes; Bagridae. Gene Ontology annotation, biological process: skeletal muscle tissue development; regulation of transcription by RNA polymerase II. The coding region runs from base 218 to 679 and encodes 153 amino acids.